Molecule: messenger RNA, 1500 nt
Organism: Anoplophora glabripennis (Asian longhorned beetle)
Lineage: Eukaryota; Metazoa; Arthropoda; Insecta; Coleoptera; Cerambycidae
Gene: CstF50
Product: cleavage stimulation factor subunit 1
Exons: 5
Coding region: 69-1403 (444 amino acids)
Biological process (GO): mRNA 3'-end processing
Cellular component (GO): mRNA cleavage stimulating factor complex
Molecular function (GO): RNA binding; protein binding
Source: RefSeq, a predicted model, not a curated record
AGAUAAAUGAUGUUCAUUUUGUAAACAAAGAUUAAAAAACCGGUUGUUUACAAUAAUUUUCAUUAAAAAUGACCAAUACAACAAUGAAUAAUAGUGCUAAUGCUUCUAAAGAAGAGGAUCCAGAUUCUAGAAACUUAAUCAAAAGUAGGGAAUUUAUGUACAAACUUAUAAUCAGCCAACUCUUCUACGAUGGCCAUCAAAGCAUAGGAACGAGUCUCCAACAGGCAGUACAAGCCGAACCAAAUAGUGCUCCGAGCGACAGGCUUUUUCAUCUAGUCUUGGCAGGCCUCGAGCAUGAACCAGAUCGCAAAGAACGAGGACAUCAUGUUGGAAUUGGCAAUAAUCAGAUUGGUCCUGGAUUGGAUCUGGAAUUUGAAACGGAAUCUAACAUUCCCGCCCCAGAACCGGCAUUGUACGAAACUGCUUAUGUAACGUCCCACAAAGGAAACUGUAGAGCAGGCUGUUUCUCAUCGGAUGGACAGCUAAUAGCAACGGGCAGUGUAGAUGCCAGUAUUAAAAUCCUUGACGUGGACAGGAUGUUGGCUAAAUCAGCCCCUGAUGAAAUGGAUCCAUCUAGAGGAGAGCAGCAAGGUCAUCCUGUAAUUAGGACUUUAUAUGACCAUAUGGAGGAAGUAACUUGCUUAGAGUUUCACCCGAAAGAACCCGUGCUGUGUUCAGGAUCUAAGGACAAUUCUAUAAAGUUGUUUGACAUAUCGAAAGCGAGCGUGAAAAAGGCGUUUAAAACUAUAACAGAAUCCGAACCGAUAAAAGCAAUGUCUUUCCAUCCUGGUGGUGACCACUUGAUAGUUGCUACAAACCACCCAGUUGUUCGGCUCUACGACAUGAACACCCUUCAGUGUUUCGUUUGUGCUUUCCCGAAUCAUCAGCACACCCAAUCCGUCACAAACUUGAAAUGGUCCAAGGAUGCAAAAUUAUUUGCCACCUGCAGUAGAGACGGUAACAUUAAGUUGUGGGAUGGAGUGUCUAAUCGUUGCAUAAAUACGUUUAUCAAAGCACACGACGGUUUGGAAGUGUGUUCUGUCGAAUUUUCUAGAAAUGGGAAGUAUCUGUUAUCAGCUGGAAAAAAUUCAAUUUGCAAAUUGUGGGAGUUGACAACCAGUCGCUGUUUAAUUGCGUAUACAGGAGCUGGCACAACGGGGAAACAAGAAUAUGAAGCGCAAGCUGUGUUCAAUCACACUGAAGACUAUGUGUUAUUCCCUGACGAAGCAACCACUUCUUUAUGUGCAUGGAACUCUAGGAAUGCCUCCAGAAAACAAUUAAUGUCUUUAGGGCAUAAUGGAGCAGUGAGACUCAUCGCUCAUUCUCCGACACAAGCGGCAUUUUUGACGUGCUCUGAUGACUUCCGUGCCAGAUUUUGGUACCGAAGGACGCCUACUUUAUAAUUAUGACAUUUAGAUUUUAAGUUUCUGCUAACAUUUACGGAUUUAAAUUGCUCUAUGAUCCAGUAUUUGUAAAAAUAUUUAAAAUUACACUUGUUUG